Messenger RNA from Mercenaria mercenaria, 2112 nucleotides. RefSeq names its product solute carrier family 22 member 4-like. The record is from RefSeq and is a predicted model, not a curated record. The transcript has 11 exons. Lineage: Eukaryota; Metazoa; Mollusca; Bivalvia; Venerida; Veneridae. Gene Ontology annotation, cellular component: membrane. Gene Ontology annotation, molecular function: transmembrane transporter activity. Bases 130 to 1923 code for a protein of 597 amino acids. Gene Ontology annotation, biological process: transmembrane transport.
UUAUGUUACCUUAAUCCGCAUGAUAAAUUAAUACAUACAACGUAAAGGAGUGUCACUAUUAAAAUGUAACAGGCUAAAACGGCUUUAGGACUAUGAAUUAAAAUACAAACGUGCUUUCUUUAUAAGUGUAUGGUUAAAAUGACGAUUAACAAGAAUUCAAAGCAGGGCAAUGUAAUUGUGAAGGCUUUAAGGAAGUUAAAUGAAGACGAACUUGGAAAUCAGGCAAAGCCGCAAGAUAACAGUGUAUUGACAGAAGGAAAAUAUGAGCUGCGAGAUGUUGCAAAAGAUGUUAAAGACAAUGUUGUAUGUAAAGAUGAGAAUCUAACACCAGAUGAUAUACUGGUUCAACUGGGAGGUUGUGGAAUGUUCCAGUUUCUUCUGGCAUUCCUUAUUCAAUUUAUGAAGCUUGUCGUCUGCUGGGGAAUGGGUGGAAACGCAUUCUUCGCCUAUGUUCCUAGAUGGCGCUGUUUGGAUUAUAAUGAUGGAUCUGGUAGCAAUGGGUCGACUGGUUCGUCAAUAACCUUGAAUGAUAGUGCUAAAAACUUAAGUCUUGCCUCAGGUAAUAUAACGCAGUCGGAAGAGUACUGGAACAAGAAAUGUUACACGCAGUCUGGCGCAAAAUGCAUAAAUUUUGAGUUUGAGGACAAUAUUCACACACUGGUCAGUGAGUUUGACUUGGUAUGUGACAACUCCUGGGUUACUGCCAGUAUCAUAUCCAUGCAAAUGAUUGGGAUGAUGGUGGGCUCUAUUGUGGUCGGUAACAUAUCAGAUUUGUUUGGACGGAAGAAACCUUUCAUUUUCUCUAUGGCAAUCUUGUUCGUUUUUCAACUGGUUUGUUACUUUGCCGUCAACUGGAUUAUGUUUGCAGUUGGUCGCGUGGCUGUUGGAAUUGGCUCAGCCUUCUUCUUAAGUAUUUAUUGUAUAUUCCAAGGAGAGUACACUUUAUCAAAAUGGCGUUCAACCACGAUAAGUUUUCCAUCCUGGGCUUUAGAGAUGUGCUUGUUUACACUUUUUGCCUGGUUGCUGCAUGACUGGGAACACAUUACAUUGAUCACUGCUCUUGGAUCACUAGCUUUUCUUUCUUCUUGGUUCUUCAUUCCUGAAAGUUUGAGAUGGCUUAUAGCGAGGAACAGACUUUCAGAGGUACAUGGUAUUGUUAAGCAGAUCAGCAAAUGGAACAAGCGUUCUUUACCAAAUUAUGACCGCAUUAUCAAGGCAUUCACCGUACCGGAAGAAGAGAAGUCGAAAAAAUACUCCAUCCUUGUACUCUUCAGGAAACGAGCCCUGUUAAAACUGACGGUUCCCUUGAUGGCCGGCUGGUUUUCUCUUGGUGUUAUUAGUUACGGCAUCGGGUUUGGUAUCAAGAAACUGUCUGGAGACCUGUUUCUCAACAUAUUCUUGUUCUCAAUAGUAUCUAUACCAUCAAAAGUCAUUACCAUAUUUCUACAAAACAGGAUAGGAAGGAAGUUAACAACAAUAGUUGCAUUUAUGGUUUGUCUCAUCGGUGGUACUACAGUAGGAGUUAUACAGUAUAUAGAUACACCACUCAAAGAAGGUUUAAUAAAUGGUUUUACUUUUGCUGCAAGUGCUGGUGUUGACGGGGCCUGGGGUCCGAUGCAGACACUCACAGUUGAAGUCUAUCCAACAAUUGCUAGAAAUACUGGAUUCGGUUUUCUUAGUACAUUGGCAAGGCUAGGAGCAGUUGUCGGUCCACAAGUUGUAUAUUUAGAAGAUUAUGUUCCAGGACUACUUUAUUUUGUGGUUGCUGGACUUGCUGCUCUGUCUAUACUGUGUAUUUUCUGUCUACCUGAAACUAUGAAUACAACAUUGCCAGAUAAAAUCACAGAAGACCUUGAUAAACAACGCAGGAAGGAAGUAGUUUUGAUUGACCACAAACCAGAGGAAACAAAAGGCAAAUUUUGACAUGCAUGUUUUCACUGCAUAAAUAUCUCUUUCGCCAAUAUCUUUGUUUCUAAAACUCCAAAGGAUGCAUCCAAUUACUGCAUAUAGAAAUGUAGUGUACGUGUUACUUAUGCUAGUAGGAGAAAUGGCGUGAAGUUACCUUACGUUGCCUGUUGCGUACCUUUUACUUCAUAUAAUAUAUAUAAUAAA